GGUGCUCCUCUUCCAAUCUGUUGGCCCAAGAGGUGAAGACUACGUGGCGGCUAAGCCCUGUCGGUUUUUUUCUGUUUCAUAGUAAAAGUAGAGAGAGAAAGAAAGAACGGAGACAUAAACACAAAUGGCGACUCUCAAUCUCUUCUCUCAGCCAUUGCAACCCACAAUUUCUCCUUCUUUCUGUUGCUCUAAUACUAAUCACUAUAAUUCUAACAAUUCUAAAUUACAUUUCUUUACCAAUUCCCGUCACUUCUCUGUUCUUCCUCAAUUCUCCACUCACUCCUCAAACUCAAAGUCAGGCAGUGGAAAUUCAUGGCUGCAAAACAGUUCCACUUCUGCUGGCAUUGAGUACAGGAAGCGUCCUCUAUAUUCUGUGUUUCCCACAAAACCUGCUCAAGUCGCCUCUGUGCAAGACCUCUAUGAAUUUAUUUGCUCAGGACCUUUGCUUGACAAAAUAGGUAUCACACAAGAGCAGGUGGCUGAGUCCAUUGAUACGUGGCUACUGUAUGGCCGGUACCUAUGCAGAUUGUUUCAGCUUAAUGAGUUGUACCUUACAGAGCCUCAAAAGGCUAGGAUUUAUCACUACUAUGUACCAGUCUUUCUCUGGUGUGAACAGCAGAUUUCUCAGCAUCAGUCCAAGUUCAAAGAGGGAGAAGAUAUACCUCCCUUAGUGAUUGGUUUUAGUGCUCCUCAAGGCUGUGGAAAGACAACCCUUGUCUUUGCUCUUGACUAUCUUUUUGAAGAGAUUGGCAGGAAGUCUGCAACAAUAUCUAUAGAUGAUUUUUAUUUGACGGCUGAAGGUCAGAAUAAACUGAGGGAGGCUAAUCCAGGAAAUGCACUUCUUGAGUUCCGUGGAAAUGCUGGAAGCCACGAUCUUGCAAUUUCUGUUGAAACUCUGUCAGCCUUAACCAAAAUGACAAGAGAAGGUAUGAAAAUGAAGUUACCAAGAUAUGAUAAAUCUGCAUUCAGUGGGAGAGGUGACCGUGCUGAUCCUUCAACAUGGCCAGAAAUUGAAGGCCCCCUGACAGUUGUGUUGUUUGAAGGUUGGAUGCUUGGUUUCAAGCCCCUUCCAGUUGAAGCAGUAAAGGGUGUUGAUCCCCAGCUAGAAACUAUAAAUAAAAACCUUGAAGCAUACUAUGAUGCAUGGGACAAAUACAUAAAGUCAUGGAUAGUCAUCAAGAUUAAGGACCCAAAUUGUGUCUUCCAAUGGCGCUUGCAGGCUGAGAUUGCCAUGAGGGAAGCAGGCAAGCCUGGAAUGACAGAUGAUGAGGUGAGAGAUUUUGUUUCGCGCUACCUGCCGGCAUACUAUGCAUACCUUCCUACACUUUACUCAGAGGGACCAAGUGGAUCAGAUCCUAAGCAUCUCCUAACCAUUGAAAUAGAUGAAGGGAGAAACCCUAUCCUUGCUGCCUAGGUUGACUGUAUGAUAGAUCAUUGCAGGUUUUUCAAUUCUUUGAGAUGAUUUGAAUGGCUAUUCAGCAUUAAUUAGUUACACCAUCAGUGGAGCUAUGUCAUUGAAUCAGCACUAUUUCCCUUGAAAUGUAUAGAGAAUAUUUCAUUAAUAUAUAAUAGCGAACGGCUAAUGCUUUCUGUUUUGUUAUUUGAUCAAAAAAUAGAAUAAGAAGCCUAGACUACUAGUCGUUGAUAGUUAAUGGCUUUUUUAUUUUUUCAA
This is a messenger RNA of Cajanus cajan (pigeon pea), 1672 nucleotides long. Its product is annotated as P-loop containing nucleoside triphosphate hydrolases superfamily protein. NCBI's taxonomy places the organism in Eukaryota, Viridiplantae, Streptophyta, Magnoliopsida, Fabales, Fabaceae. The record is from RefSeq and is a predicted model, not a curated record.